Tinamus guttatus (white-throated tinamou) is the source of this 8673-nucleotide messenger RNA. The record is from RefSeq and is a predicted model, not a curated record. Lineage: Eukaryota; Metazoa; Chordata; Aves; Tinamiformes; Tinamidae.
AUGGGAAUGAGCUGGGACCUGUGGAGAGAUGAGGGUUUUCUCGGGGUCGGCAGUUCCGUUAGUUUCUCUCCGCAUGGAGCGGUGUCUCGUGUUCGCGUGGCAGGACCAGGAUUGACGUCUCAGUUUGUGCUCCCAGGGCUGUCCUGGAAGCGGUUGUUGCCGCAGGGCGUUGGGCUGGGCCCGAGCUGUGCGUCCGGGAGCGCUCCGGGUGGACCGAGCGGGCCGGGGCGGCAGCGGCCCUGCCUGCCCGGGGAGCCCGCGGCCUCACGGAUCCGCAGGGCCCGGCAGCUGCUUCCCAUAAAAGCUGGCCAGCAGAAUACCCACACCAAAGUCAGCACAGAACACAACAAGGAGUGUCUCAUAAACAUUUCCAAGUACAAGUUUUCCCUGGUCAUAAGUGGUCUCACCAAUAUCUUAAAAAAUGUUAAUAACAUGAGAAUAUUUGGUGAAACUGCUGAAAAGAAUUUAUAUCUAUCUCAGCUGAUUAUCUUGGAUACACUGGAAAAAUGUCUGGCAGGGCAACCGAAAGACACCAUGCGACUCGAUGAGACUAUGCUGGUGAAACAGUUGUUGCCAGAAAUCUGCCACUUCAUCCACACUUACCGCGAAGGGAACCAGCACGCGGCUGAGCUGCGCAAUUCGGCCUCUGGGGUCCUGUUUUCCCUUAGCUGCAAUAAUUUUAAUGCUGUGUUCAGCCGCAUCUCCACCAGAUUGCAGGAGCUGACCGUGUGUUCAGAGGAUAACGCUGAUGUUCAUGAUAUCGAACUUUUACAGUACAUCAGUGUGGACUGUGCAAAACUCAAACGACUCUUGCAAGAGACAGUAUUCAAGUUUAAAGCCCUAAAGAAAGUAGCUCAGUUAGCUGUUAUCAACAGUCUGGAAAAGGCGUUUUGGAACUGGGUGGAAAACUAUCCUGAUGAAUUCACAAAGCUGUAUCAAACACCACAGACUGAUAUGGCUGAUUGUGCAGAGAAGUUGUUUGACUUAGUGGAUGGCUUUGCUGAAAGCACAAAGCGUAAAGCAGCAGUCUGGCCACUGCAAAUCAUACUGCUAGUCCUGUGUCCUGAGAUAAUCCAAGAUAUAGCAAAGGAUGUGGUAGAAGAAACUAAAAUGAACAAGAAACUGUUCCUGGACAAUCUCAGGAAAGCCCUUGCAGGCCACAGUGGAAGCAGACAGCUGACUGAAAGCGCUGCUAUUGCUUGUGUUAAAUUGUGCAAAGCAUCUACCUACAUCAACUGGGAAGAUAAUUCUGUCAUUUUCCUACUAGUGCAGUCCAUGGUAGUAGAUCUUAAGAAUUUGCUGUUUAAUCCAAGCAAACCAUUCUCAAGAGGCAAUCAGAAUGCAGAUGUAGACCUUAUGAUUGACUGCUUAGUUUCCUGCUUCCGCAUAAACCCUCGCAACAACCAACACUUUAAGAUCUGCUUGGCCCAAAAUUCCCCUUCGACAUUUCAUUAUGUACUGGUAAAUUCACUCCACCGAAUAAUCACAAAUUCUGCAUUGGACUGGUGGCCCAAGAUUGAUGCUGUGUACUGUCAUUCCGUGGAGCUUCGCAGCAUGUUUAGUGAGACGCUUCAAAAAGCUAUUCAAGGCUGUGGGGCACAUUCAGCAAUUCGCAUGACACCGAGUCUCACAUUUAAAGAGAAAAUGACAAGCCUUAAAUUUAAAGAAAAACCUACAGAUUUGGAAACCAGAAGCUACAAAUUCUUGCUGUUAUCCUUGGUAAAAUUGAUCCAUGCUGAUCCAAAGCUUUUGCUAUGUAAUCCAAGGAAGCAAGGACCUGAGACGCAAGGUAGCACUGCAGAAUUAAUUACAGGCCUUGUACAUCUCGUUCCACAAUCCAGCAUGCCAGAUAUAGCACAGGAAGCCAUGGAGGCCUUGCUAGUUCUUCACCAACUAGACAGCAUCGACUUGUGGAAUCCUGAUGCUCCUAUAGAAACAUUCUGGGAAAUUAGUUCACAAAUGCUUUUUUAUAUCUGCAAGAAACUAACUAGUCAUCAGAUGCUCAGCAGUACAGAAAUCCUCAAGUGGCUGAGAGAAAUUCUCAUUUGUAGGAAUAAGUUUCUUCUAAAGAACAAACAGUCAGAUAGGAGUUCCUGUCACUUUCUCUUUCUUUAUGAUGUCUCUGGAAGUGGAACUAGUCAAAUUUCCCUUGACCAUGAAGAGAUGGUACGUUGUACUCCAGGAGCUACGCUCAGGAAAGGGAAAGGGAAUUCUUCCAUAGAAAGUGCAGCAGGAUGCAGUGGAACACCUAUUUGUCCCCAAGCCCAAACAAAAUUGGAAGUCGCACUAUACAUGUUUUUGUGGAGCCCUGAUAUUGAGGCAGUCCUUGUUGCAAUGUCCUGUUUCCGGCAUCUCUGUGAGGAAGCAGAUAUCAGAUGUGGAGUAGACGAAGUCUCGGUUCAUAAUUUUUUGCCGAACUACAACACUUUCAUGGAAUUUGCGUCUGUUAGCAAUAUGAUGUCAACAGGAAGAGCAGCUCUUCAGAAGAGAGUGAUGGCUUUAUUAAGACGCAUUGAACAUCCAACUGCAGGCAACACAGAGGCCUGGGAGGAUACACAUGCAAAAUGGGAACAAGCUACAAAGCUAAUCCUCAAUUAUCCAAAAACCAAAAUGGAAGAUGGGCAGGUUACCGAAAGUCUUCAUAAGACAAUUGUUAAGAGACGAAUGUCUCACGUUAGUGGAGGAGGCUCCAUAGACUUGUCUGACACGGAUUCUCUUCAGGAGUGGAUCAACAUGACAGGGUUUUUAUGUGCUCUCGGAGGAGUGUGCCUGCAGCAUCGUAGCAACGCGGGACUAGCAACCUACAGCCCACCUAUGGGCCCCGUCAACGAGCGUAAGGGCUCCAUGAUAUCCAUGGUAUCCACUGAGGGAAAUGCAGAGACUCCUGUGAGCAAAUUCAUAGAUCGAUUAUUGACUCUGAUGGUCUGUAACCAUGAGAAAGUGGGACUUCAGAUACGGACUAAUAUUAAAGAUCUGGUGGGUUUGGAGUUGAGUCCAGCGCUUUAUCCAAUGCUGUUUAACAAACUGAAGAACACCAUCAGCAAGUUUUUUGAUUCUCAAGGGCAGGUUUUGUUAACCGAGACAAAUACACAAUUUGUAGAGCAAACCAUUGCUAUAAUGAAGAAUUUGCUUGAUAAUCAUACAGAAGGGAGCUCAGAGCAUCUUGGACAAGCUAGUAUUGAGACAAUGAUGCUGAAUUUGGUUAGAUAUGUGCGUGUGCUUGGAAAUUUGGUACAUGCAAUUCAAAUAAAAACUAAACUCUGUCAGUUAGUAGAAGUAAUGAUGGAGAGGAGAGAUGACCUGUCAUUUUGCCAAGAAAUGAAGUUUAGGAACAAAAUGGUGGAAUAUUUGACAGACUGGGUUAUGGGAACAUCUAAUCAAGCAACAGAUGAAGACGUGAAAUGUCUGACAAGAGAUUUGGACCAAGCAAGUAUGGAAGCGGUAGUUUCUCUUCUUGCUGGGCUUCCACUGCAACCUGAAGAAGGAGAUGGAGUUGAGUUGAUGGAAGCCAAAUCCCAGCUAUUUCUUAAAUAUUUCACUCUGUUUAUGAACCUUCUAAAUGACUGUAGUGAAGUUGAAGAUGACAGCGCACAAACAGGCGGCCGGAAGCGUGGGAUGUCUCGCAGACUGGCCUCGCUGCGGCACUGUACUGUUCUGGCUAUGUCAAACUUGCUCAAUGCGAACGUGGACAGCGGUCUUAUGCAUUCAAUAGGCUUGGGCUAUCAUAAAGACCUCCAGACAAGAGCUACAUUCAUGGAAGUCCUCACUAAAAUUCUGCAGCAGGGAACAGAAUUUGAUACUUUAGCAGAAACUGUGCUAGCAGAUCGGUUUGAGAGGUUGGUGGAGCUGGUUACAAUGAUGGGUGAUCAGGGAGAGCUUCCUAUUGCUAUGGCUUUAGCCAAUGUGGUGCCUUGUUCUCAGUGGGAUGAGCUAGCUCGAGUCCUGGUCACGCUCUUUGAUUCCCGACACUUACUCUACCAGCUACUUUGGAAUUUAGCCAGUAAAAUAAUGACUUUCUGUUUUAAGGUAUAUGGUGCUACGUACUUGCAGAAGCUUUUGGAACCUUUAUUAAGGACUGUGAUCACCUCCUCAGAAUGGCAGCAUGUUAGCUUUGAGGUGGAUCCUACAAGGCUGGAGCCUACAGAAAGUCUUGAAGAGAAUCAGCGGAGCCUCUUGCAAAUGACAGAAAAGUUUUUUCAUGCAAUCAUUAAUUCCUCUUGCGAGUUCCCGCCCCAGCUGCGCAGUGUGUGCCACUGCUUGUACCAGGCAACUUGCCACUCUCUACUGAAUAAAGCUACCGUAAAAGAAAAAAAGGAAAACAAAAAAUCAGUAGUUAGCCAGCGGUUCCCUCAGAACAGCAUCGGCGCGGUCGGCAGCGCCAUGUUCCUGCGGUUCAUCAACCCCGCCAUCGUCUCGCCCUACGAGGCCGGCAUUCUGGACAAGAAGCCUCCCCCCAGGAUCGAGAGGGGAUUGAAACUCAUGUCAAAGAUCCUUCAGAGUAUUGCCAACCAUGUCCUGUUUACAAAAGAAGAACAUAUGCGGCCUUUUAACGAUUUUGUCAAAAGCAAUUUUGACGCAGCUCGAAGGUUUUUCCUUGAUAUUGCAUCCGACUGUCCGGCUAGUGACACCGUCAACCACAGCCUGUCAUUCAUCAGUGAUGGCAAUGUGCUCGCUUUGCACCGGUUGCUGUGGAACAAUCAGGAGAAGAUUGGCCAGUACCUUUCCAGCAACAGGGACCACAAGGCUGUCGGCAGGCGACCUUUUGACAAAAUGGCCACUCUUCUUGCCUAUCUGGGUCCUCCAGAGCACAAACCUGUGGCAGACACUCAUUGGUCCAGUUUAAAUCUCACUAGCUCCAAAUUUGAAGAAUUUAUGACAAGGCAUCAGGUACAUGAAAAAGAGGAGUUCAAAGCACUGAAAACAUUAAAUAUUUUCUACCAAGCUGGGACAUCAAAAGCUGGCAAUCCUGUUUUCUACUAUAUCGCUCGGCGGUUCAAGACUGGCCAGAUCAAUGGGGAUUUAUUGAUAUACCAUGUCCUGCUAACUCUGAAGCCAUACUAUGCAAAGCCAUAUGAGAUUGUAGUGGACCUCACACACGCUGGCCCCAGUAAUCGUUUUAAAACAGACUUUCUUUCUAAAUGGUUUGUAGUGUUUCCAGGCUUUGCUUAUGAAAAUGUCUCAGCAGUUUUUAUUUAUAACUGUAAUUCUUGGGUCAGAGAAUACACCAAGUACCAUGAAAGACUCUUGACGGGCUUGAAAGGAAGCAAAAGACUUAUUUUCAUAGACUCUCCAGGAAAACUGGCAGAGCACAUUGACCACGACCAGCAGAAACUCCCGGCAGCUACCUUGGCUUUGGAGGAGGACUUGAAAGUGUUUCACAACGCUCUCAAACUGGCUCAUAAAGACACCAAAGUUUCUAUCAAAGUUGGGUCUACAGCUGUGCAGGUGACAUCAGCAGAGCGAACAAGAGUCCUGGGACAAACAGUGUUUUUAAACGAUAUCUACUAUGCCUCAGAAAUUGAGGAGAUAUGUCUUGUUGAUGAGAACCAGUUUACCUUGACCAUCGCCAACCAAGGCACGCCGCUCACGUUCAUGCAUCAGGAGUGCGAAGCCAUCGUUCGGUCCAUCAUUCACAUACGGACACGGUGGGAGCUGUCACAACCGGACUCCAUCCCGCAGCACACCAAAAUUCGCCCUAAAGAUGUCCCUGGGACGCUGCUGAACAUAGCACUGCUCAACUUAGGAAGCUCAGACCCCAGUUUGCGGUCUGCUGCCUAUAAUCUUCUGUGUGCCUUAACCUGUACCUUUAAUUUAAAGAUUGAGGGCCAGUUACUGGAAACUUCAGGUCUGUGUAUUCCUGCCAACAACACGCUCUUUAUCGUGUCUAUUAGUAAAACUCUUGCAGCUAAUGAACCACACCUUACCCUGGAGUUCUUGGAAGAAUGCAUUUCUGGAUUUAGCAAAUCUAGUAUUGAACUGAAACAUCUCUGUCUGGAGUACAUGACUCCCUGGUUAUCAAAUCUGGUGCGAUUCUGUAAACACAAUGACGACGCCAAGCGCCAGCGGGUCACUGCUAUUCUUGAUAAGCUCAUAACAAUGACCAUAAAUGAAAAGCAGAUGUAUCCUUCCAUUCAAGCCAAGAUAUGGGGGAGUCUUGGACAGAUAACAGAUCUGCUUGAUGUGGUGCUGGACAGUUUCAUCAAAACUAGCGCCACAGGAGGGUUGGGAUCCAUAAAAGCUGAGGUUAUGGCAGACACAGCUGUAGCUCUUGCAUCUGGAAAUGUGAAAUUGGUUUCAAGCAAAGUAAUUGGGAGGAUGUGUAAAAUAAUUGACAAGACCUGUCUGUCUCCAACUCCUACACUAGAACAGCACCUGAUGUGGGAUGAUAUUGCAAUUCUAGCCCGUUACAUGCUGAUGCUCUCCUUCAACAACUCACUGGAUGUGGCGGCACAUCUGCCCUACCUCUUCCAUGUCGUCACUUUACUGGUGGCCACUGGUCCUCUUUCUCUCAGAGCUUCCACUCAUGGUCUGGUCAUCAACAUCAUUCAUUCUCUGUGCACUUGUUCACAGCUUCACUUCAGUGAGGAGACCAAGCAAGUGCUAAGACUGAGCUUGACUGAGUUCUCUCUGCCCAAGUUUUAUUUGCUGUUUGGAAUCAGCAAAGUGAAGUCGGCAGCAGUCAUCGCCUUCCGCUCCAGCUACCGGGACAGGUCGUUCUCCCCCGGGUCCUACGAAAGGGAGACUUUCGCCCUGACUUCCCUGGAAACUGUCACUGAAGCUUUGCUGGAGAUCAUGGAGGCUUGUAUGAGAGAUAUUCCAACAUGCAAGUGGCUGGACCAGUGGACUGAGCUAGCUCAAAAGUUUGCAUUCCAAUAUAAUCCAUCUCUCCAGCCAAGAGCACUUGUUGUCUUUGGUUGUAUAAGUAAACGGGUCUCUCAUGGACAAAUAAAACAAAUAAUCCGAAUUCUUAGCAAGGGACUUGAGAGCUGUUUAAAAGGUCCUGAUAAUUACAAUAGCCAAGUUCUAAUAGAAGCUACAGUCAUAGCACUCACCAAACUGCAGCCUCUUCUUAAUAAGGACUCUCCUAUGCACAAGGCCCUCUUUUGGGUAGCUAUGGCAGUACUCCAGCUCGAUGAGGUAAACCUGUAUUCGGCAGGUACCGCGCUGCUGGAGCAGAAUCUGCAUACCUUGGAUAGCCUUCGGGUGUUCAAUGAUAAGAGCCCAGAAGAGGUGUUUAUGGAGAUCAGGAGACCACUGGAAUGGCACUGUAAACAGAUGGAUCAUUUUGUUGGGCUAAAUUUCAACUCUAACUUUAAUUUUGCGCUAGUGGGACAUCUCCUGAAAGGGUACAGGCAUCCUUCCCCUACUACUGUAGCAAGAACUGUAAGGAUUUUGCAUACACUACUAGCCCUGGUUAACAAGCAUAGGAAUUGUGACAAGUUUGAGGUGAACACCCAAACUGUGGCUUACCUAGCAGCUUUGCUGACAGUAUCUGAGGAAGUUCGAAGUCGCUGCAGCUUAAAGCAUAGGAAGUCUCUCUUGUUGACAGAUGUUUCGAUGGAAAACGUUCCUAUGGAUACAUAUCCCAUACAUCACAGUGACACUAGCUAUCGGACACUAAAGGAAAAUCAACCGUGGUCAUCACCAAAGGGGUCAGAAAGACACCUAGCUGCAAGUUACCCAACAGUGGGACAGAUCAGCCCUCGAACUCGAAAGUCCAUGAGUUUGGAUAUGGGGCAGCCUUCACAAGCCAACACUAAAAAACUUUUAGGUACAAGGAAAAGUUUUGACCAUUUGAUAUCGGACACAAAGGCUCCUAAAAGGCAAGACAUGGAAUCUGGAAUCACAACGCCCCCCAAAAUGAGGAGAGUAGCCGAAAAUGAUUAUGAAAUGGAAACCCAGAGAAUAUCACCACAGCAACACCCACAUCUACGAAAAGUCUCUGUUUCUGAGUCAAAUGUCCUCCUAGACGAAGAAGUUCUGACUGAUCCCAAAAUUCAAGCACUCCUGCUUACAGUCCUUGCGACGCUGGUGAAGUACACUACGGAUGAGUUUGACCAGCGCAUUCUGUACGAGUAUUUAGCAGAAGCCAGUGUUGUCUUCCCAAAGGUCUUUCCUGUUGUGCAUAAUUUAUUGGAUUCCAAGAUCAAUACCCUUCUGUCUCUGUGCCAGGAUCCAAACUUGUUGAAUCCAGUUCAUGGGAUUGUUCAGAGUGUUGUCUACCAUGAAGAAUCUCCACCCCAAUACCAAACUUCUUAUCUACAAAGUUUUGGAUUUAAUGGGUUAUGGAGAUUUGCUGGCCCAUUUUCCAAGCAAACACAAAUCCCAGACUAUGCUGAGCUCAUAGUGAAGUUUUUGGAUGCCUUGAUUGACACGUACCUGCCUGGGAUUGAUGAGGAGAGCAGUGAGGAAUCGCUCCUGACUCCCACCUCUCCGUACCCGCCGGCAGUGCAGAGCCAGCUGAGCAUUACUGCUAACCUCAACCUCUCCAAUUCCAUGACCUCGCUCGCAACCUCCCAGCACUCCCCAGGCAUCGACAAGGAGAACGUGGAGCUCUCGCCCACCGCCGGACACUCCAACAGCGGCCGGAUGCGCCACGGCUCCGCCAGCCAGGUGCAGAAGCAGCGCAGCGCCGGCAGCUUCAAGCGGCACAGCAUCAAAAAGAUCGUGUGA